Plasmopara halstedii is the source of this 558-nucleotide messenger RNA. Its product is annotated as retrotransposon ty1-copia subclass. Bases 1 to 558 code for a protein of 185 amino acids. The transcript is spliced from 2 exons. NCBI's taxonomy places the organism in Eukaryota, Oomycota, Peronosporomycetes, Peronosporales, Peronosporaceae. Gene Ontology annotation, molecular function: zinc ion binding; nucleic acid binding. The record is from RefSeq and is a predicted model, not a curated record.
AUGUCCAAGGAACUGUGGGAUGCAGUGCUCGGUAGAGCAGACGUCACGGCGACAAAGGAGCAGCAAGCGCAUGCGGCGAUCGUACUCAACUUGAAGGACUCCCAGCUGGUUCACUUCAUGAAUGCUACUAGUGCUCACAAAAUCUGGGCAGCACUCGAGGGAUUUUACCAAACUCAGGACAUGGCAAGCCAGCUACAGCUCAAGGAGAAGUUUGCUUCAUUCAAGUAUAUGGCAACGGACAUGAGCGCGCACUUGAUGGAGCUAGAGCAACUAGUGCUGCAGAUAAGAAGCGCGAACUUUGAACCAGAUGAAGAGGAUGUGUGCGCGACGAUGCUGCGCAGCCUGCCAGCGUCCAAUCUCGUAAGCAAUCUGAUCGCCGAGGAGGUGCGCAAGCAGGAAUCAUGCCGCAUUGAGAGCGAAACAGCGCUACACGUGGACAAGCAACACGAAAAGCGCCAGUUCGCCAGAAAGAGUGGCGGUCAGCGCAAAAAGGGAGCGAAUAUUCAGUGCUACAAUUGUGAAAAGCGCGGACACUACGCGCUGCUGGGCGAAGGCUAG